AGCAGCCCCGGAGCGCACACAGUCUGAGGAUAAUCGCAGGUGGAGAGGCCGGGUAGCAAUCUGCCAACAAGGGGCUACAGAAGCGGGUGUCUGACUGAGGGUUAAUCUGCCUCGGUUUUAUGAUACACACAUAUUAUUUUCCUGCAUCGAGGUUUGCUGUUUUUUUUUUGUUGUUGUUUUGUUUUUCGGUGAUCCACAAUGCGGUCCUCGGCUUGGUCCGUCGCCCAUUGCGCUCUCAUCCUCUGCACCCUCCGGCUGAUUGACGGGACCAAAGUACAGCGGCAAUGUGGCGAGGGGGACUACUACUAUGAAUACACAGAGUGCGACAGCAGAGGAUCUCGGUGGAGAGUGGCUAUUCCGCAUGAGCCUGGGGCCUGCACUGGACUACCGGAGCCAGUACGUGGCACAGAGUGCACCUUCUCGUGCAAAGCUGGAGAGUUCCUGGAGAUGUCAGCUCAGGAGUGCACUCAGUGUGCAGCAGGGAGCUACUCCCUCGGCAGCGGCAUCCGCUUCGACCAAUGGGAUGCCAUGCCUGCUGGAUUUAGUAGCUUGGCAACCUUGCUGGAAAAUGGUCCCCACGGAGAAGACAGAUUAACCUGCAACAGUUCUUCCUGGGUGCCUCAGGGAAACUACCUGGAGUCCAACAGGGACGAAUGCACGGUCUCUCUCAUCUAUGCUGUGCAUCUGAAGAAACAGGGCUCUGUCAGCUUUGAGUACCAGUAUCCAGACAACAACCUGCUUUUUGAGUUCUUUAUCCAGAACGACCAGUGUCAGGAGAUGGAUCAGUCUGCUGAUACGAAGUGGCUCAAGCUCACCAAUCACGGCGAAUGGGCAACCCACACGGUAAACCUGAAAUCUGGCACCAACAUCCUUUACUGGAGGACAGGAGGCGUUCUGAUGGGGAGCAAAGUCGUAAAGCCUGUUUUGCUGAAAAAUGUUCAAAUUGAAGGUGUUGCCUACACGUCCGAGUGUUUCCCAUGUAAAUCAGGGUCCUUUAGUCGAGUUCCAGGCUCCUCCACUUGUGAACCUUGUCCUCGGGACACAUAUUCUAAUCACGGAGCCAGCUCCUGCACACCCUGUAACAGCAGCACUUACUAUGCAGCUGAGGGAUCAGGUGCCUGUAAGAAAAGACCUCCAUGUUCCAAGAAAGACUAUUUCCAGAUCCACACAGCAUGUGACCAUGAAGGCAAGACGCAGGUCAUAUAUAAGUGGAUUGAGCCUAAGAUCUGUCUUGAGGGUGUGACUGGAGCUGAGACGUUACCUCCAGGUGGAGAACGGGAGCCCUGCCCCCCCUGUAACCCUGGUUUCUAUAACAAUGACACAGCCAUCUGCUCACCUUGCCCACCUGGGACGUAUUCCGAUGGGAUGAAACCAUGUCAGCAGUGUCCUGCAGGCACGGAGCCCACCUUGGGUUAUGAGUAUAAAUGGUGGAAUAUUCUUCCAUCUAACAUGAAGACUUCCUGUUUCAAUGUGGGCAACUCCAAAUGUGACAGCAUGAAUGGCUGGGAGGUGGCAGGUGAUCACAUCCAAAGUGGAGCAGGAAGCUCAGAUAAUGACUACCUCAUCCUCAACAUCCAUGUUCCUGGCUUCAAGCUCCCUACAUCAGUGUCGAGCCAUUCAGCGACAGAAUUUGGUCGCAUCACUUUUGAAUUUGAAACUUCAUGCGUAGCCGACUGUGAGCUCUACUUCAUGAUGGAUGUGAACAGGAAGAGCACUAUGGUGGUGGAGUCCUGGGGGAGAACGAAGACGAGACAGACCUACACACACAUCAUGACGAAGAACGCUUCGGUUUCCUACACAUGGGCUUUUCAGAGAACUAACCAGCCUUCAGAUACCCGUCAGUAUGUCAAUGACGUGGCGCGAAUCUACUCCAUCUCGGUGAGUAAUGCAGUGGAUGGGGUGUCCUCUGGGUGUCGGGUUUGUGCCCUCAGCACCCAACCCUCCAGCUCCACUUGUGUGCCAUGUCCACCUGGACAUUACAUCGAUGCACUCACCAGCCAGUGCUCGGAGUGUCCACGUAACACAUACCUCGUCCCUCACGCCGCUCCGAGCGCUGACGCCUGCAAACCCUGUGGACCUGGCAGCAGAAGCGACAAGGACCACAGUCUGUGCUACAGUGAUUGUCACUUCACUCACACAGACGGCAAUGCCACUCUCACUUUUGACUUCAGCCUCCUUGGCUCUGUGGGAACGCUGAUGAACGGUCCGAGCUUUACCUCCAAAGGAACCAAGUACUUCCACCAGUUCAAUAUCAGUCUGUGUGGAGGACAGGGUCAGCUGGCAGUGUGCACGGAUAAUGUGACAGACCUAUCCGUCUCCGACGCCCAGAGAGAGAAAGGCGAAGGGCCCAGCGCUGUCAAGACCUUCAUCUGUCAGUCGACAAUAAUCCCAGCCAGUGGAAGAGGCUUCCACACGGCGCUCUCCUCGCAGUCCAUUAACCUGGCUGACACAUUCCUCGGAGCCACUGUUGAUGAUAAUCUUGAUGGAAUAAGGGUCACACCAGAGAUGUAUCCCAAGACCUCCAAGAAAGUCCCUGAUAUCAACUUCUUCUACAGGUCUUUGGAGGUGACCUCCUCUUGCCAGUCUGGUCGGAGCGCAGUGGUGACACUUCGCUGUAACCCAGAGAAGAGCACUAAAGGAGACCUCUCAGUUCCCAGUCAGUGCCCUGCAGGAACCUGCAACGGCUGCACCUUUAAUUUCUUAUGGGAGAGCUCCGGGGCUUGUCCUACAUGCACAGAGAGAGACUACCAUCAGAUAGAGGGAGUCUGCAAGGGAGGACACCAGGACUUGCUGUAUGUGUGGACUGAACCGAAGCUGUGCAUGGGAGGUGUCGCCUUGCCUGAAAAGAAAACAUUGCCAUGUGAAGGAAUGGAGUUCUGGGUACGGCUUGGUGCAGGCGUGGGAGCUUUCACUGCAGUGCUGCUCGUCUCCCUCACCUGCUACUUCUGGAAGAAGAACAAACGGUUGGAGUACAAGUACUCACGUUUGGUGAUGUCUGCUAAUAAGGAGUGUGAAAUGCCAGUGGCUGACAGCUGUGCCGUGAUGGAGGGAGAGAAUGAGGGAGACAUGGAGGAUGAAGUCGUUUACACAAAACCGUCUCUACUCGGCAAACUCAAAGCCAUAGCAUCCAAGGGAAAUGGAGACAACUAUGAAAAUGUGCAGCUUAACUCAUCUCAUUCGAAAGCGCUCGUGUGGAGCUAGAACGGUGGUGAUGUGAGCGAGGGGAGAAAUCAGACCCUCAUAAGGCUUUUCCACUGAGUGACCCCUUUAACAAACCACCCCCUUUAUGAGCUUUGGUACCUGGAUUACCAACUGUGUGUACAGACACACAUAUACAGACACACAUUAUGCUCCUAGCGCCAGGUUCAGAGACGUCACGCAAACAUGGUGGCCUUAAAGCUCGGUACGACAGAGCCGUCCAAUUUAAAGCAUUGUACUGUGAAGCAGGUGUGUGUGUGACAGACACUUCCUGAUCAUAUUCUGAUCCAAACUGAUGUCAGAAAAGGUUGUUAGAAGAGCUCAGGGUAAGACAAGGACCUAUACGAGAUGUUCUCUUUUGGUUAUAUUUAUUUGACACUGUGUAUUGUCUAGUAUCUGUAACACAACUGCAGUGUAUUUUGCCAUCAGGUUCACCUUGGUUAGUGUUUCCAUCUACCAUAAACAUGUACACAGAUUAGUUUGUUCUGGCCAUGCAAAACCCAAAUGUUCUAAUCUGUUUUUUUUUUUUUUUUUUUGCUGUGUUGAAAUCUUUGUACAGUAAUGAGGAGAUCUGCUGACCACCUGAACAUGAACAUGCCAUAUUAUGCUGUUGAGGUCGUGGUGUUGACUGUCGACGUACGUCAAAUAAAUUAUGAUGUAUUUAUGUA
Amphiprion ocellaris (clown anemonefish) is the source of this 3866-nucleotide messenger RNA. It is a transcript of the gene elapor2a, whose product is annotated as endosome-lysosome associated apoptosis and autophagy regulator family member 2a. The coding region runs from base 199 to 3201 and encodes 1000 amino acids. The transcript is spliced from 22 exons. The record is from RefSeq and is a predicted model, not a curated record. NCBI's taxonomy places the organism in Eukaryota, Metazoa, Chordata, Actinopteri, Pomacentridae. Gene Ontology annotation, biological process: positive regulation of BMP signaling pathway.